This is a messenger RNA of Corythoichthys intestinalis (scribbled pipefish), 6586 nucleotides long. It is a transcript of the gene slco3a1a, whose product is annotated as solute carrier organic anion transporter family member 3A1a. The coding region runs from base 692 to 2779 and encodes 695 amino acids. NCBI's taxonomy places the organism in Eukaryota, Metazoa, Chordata, Actinopteri, Syngnathiformes, Syngnathidae. The transcript is spliced from 9 exons. Gene Ontology annotation, biological process: sodium-independent organic anion transport; transmembrane transport; prostaglandin transport. Gene Ontology annotation, molecular function: protein binding. The record is from RefSeq and is a predicted model, not a curated record. Gene Ontology annotation, cellular component: plasma membrane.
UAACUUUAUACGCUUUGAAUGAAGGCAGAUUUACUUUAAAGCCCGGCAUUAUUUGACGUCAUAAGUACGCGUCAUUUGAUUUUUGAGUCAAAACGUCACCUUCCGCCUAUCUUUAUGACAUAUUAUUAUUGUCACCAGUCAUGCGUCCUCGGUCUUUCACUGUUUUCAUCUUCAGGCGGUUGCUUUUUUUGUAGAUAAGUGUCUUUUAAUGCCUAGGUGGAGCGCUUGUAGUGACAGCUUUCAUCCCAGAGAGUGAGCUCAGCCUCCGCCUCGCCGCGCCUCCUGUCCCGCGUAUGAGCCUCCGAGGGGGCGGGGAGACGUGCUACAGUCCCGAAGAAGAGUUGAGACUGAGAAGCGAACCGAACCUCCGCGCGGUGGUCACUUUUCAGCCCCCAUGGUCGUCUCGUGGAACCCUCGGGGAGCUCGCACGUUCGACGACGAGGAAGAAGAGGAGGAGGAAGGCGGUGAUGUUUAGGCGACCCAGCGAGGAGUUCGGAAGUGUGCCGCUUAGCCUCCUCGAGUAGACUUAAGCCACAGUUUUUUCUUCUUUUUUUGUUUUCCGGGGAGUCAAAAUAUCUGACUACGCGUAGCAACGCGGAUGUAGACGCCGCGAGCUGCGCUGCUCUGGCCGGCGAAGCUGCGCUUUACUGCGGCGGACCGCUCGCCGCCAACCGGGAGAAGGUGGGCGGGCAUGCAGGUGAGGAACCGGGAGUCGCACCAGAGCGGCGGGGCCAACAUGCUGGAAGUGGACGAUCCCCGAAAGAAGUCGUCGUGCUUCUCAAAUAUCAAGAUAUUCCUCAUUUCGGAAUGUGCCCUCAUGUUGGCUCAGGGCACCGUCGGAGCGUACCUGGUGAGUGUGCUGACCACCCUGGAGCGACGCUUCAACCUUCAAAGCGCUGACGUCGGCGUGAUAGCUAGCAGCUUUGAAAUCGGCAACCUGGCGCUGAUCUUGUUUGUCAGCUACUUCGGGGCUAAGGCGCAUCGGCCACGCCUGAUUGGAUGCGGGGGCAUAAUCAUGGCACUAGGCGCCCUACUCUCAGCUCUCCCCGAGUUUUUGACGAAACAGUACGAGAUUGGGGAAACGUUUAGGACGGACAUGGGGAGAGACGUGUGCUCGAACGCCAGCAGCAGGGAAGUCCAGUUGGCCGAGGACAAAGUUUGUGCUAAUAAGACCAACACCAACAUGAUGUACCUGCUGCUGAUCGGGGCUCAAGUUCUGCUGGGCAUCGGAGCCACGCCUGUGCAGCCCUUGGGCGUAUCCUACAUUGAUGAUCAUGUCAAGAAGAAAGACUCAUCACUCUACAUAGGUAUCCUCUUUUCCACGCUGGUGUUCGGCCCCGCCUGCGGCUUCAUUCUAGGCUCCGUCUGCACCAAAUUCUACGUGGACGCCAUCUUCAUUGACACCGAUAAACUGGGCAUCACCCCGGAGGACCCGCGGUGGAUCGGGGCCUGGUGGGUGGGCUUCCUCCUCUGCGGUGCCUUACUCUUCUGCUCGGCGCUCCUGAUGUUUGGCUUCCCGCAGUCGUUGCCCGUCAAGGAUGGAGAGGACGGGCCGGACAGCCAGCAGGCAAUGCUUCCUCCUGCUCCUCUCAGUCCCGACUCGGACGCUCCCAAGCCCAGCAACGGGGCCGUAGGGGAACACAAGCUGUCCAAUAGCCCCACCUGCUGUCAGCAACUCAGGGUGAUCCCUAAGGUGACCAAACACCUGCUUUCCAACCCGGUGUUCACAUGCAUCAUCCUGGCCGCCUGCAUGGAAAUUGCCGUGGUGGCCGGUUUCGCCGCUUUUUUGGCCAAAUAUCUGGAGCAACAGUUCAACCUCACCACCACCUCGGCCAACCAGCUGCUAGGUAUGACAGCUAUCCCAUGCGCUUGUCUGGGGAUCUUCAUGGGUGGCCUGCUGGUGAAAAAGCUCAACCUGUCAGCGCUGGGAGCCAUCCGAAUGGCAAUGUUGGUCAACUUGAUUUCCACCGCUUGCUACAUUUCCUUCCUGUUUCUGGGCUGUGACACGGGCUCUGUAGCUGGUGUGACUGUCACGUACGGCAACAACACGCUGCAAGUGGGCAAAAAGCCGGAAGCGGCGUGCAUCAAUCAGUGCAACUGUUUCACGUCAUCCAUUAGCCCCGUGUGCGGCUCCAACGGCGUCACCUACCUGUCGGGCUGCUUCGCCGGAUGCAACCACAUCAGCGCUCAGAACUUGAGCGGAUGCUCUUGCGUGUCGACCGAGAGCGAAAUGGCCACGGCUGUGCCGGGAAAAUGUCCGACGGCUGGCUGCCAGGAGGCCUUCCUCAUCUUCCUCUUCAUCAUCUGCGUGUGCAGCCUGGUGGGCGCCAUGGCCCAGACUCCCUCCGUCAUCGUCCUCAUCAGGACCGUCACCCCAGAACUCAAAUCCUACGCGCUGGGCGUCUUGUUCCUUCUGCUGCGACUCUUGGGUUUCAUCCCACCUCCGCUGAUUUUCGGUGCCGGCAUCGACUCCACGUGCCUGUUCUGGAGCUCGGACUGCGGCGAGAAAGGCGCAUGCCUGCUGUACGACAACCUGUCCUAUCGCCGCCUGUACGUGAGCUUGGCGAUCUGCCUCAAGGUGGUGGCCUUUCUGCUCUACAGCACCACGUGGUACUGCCUCCGACGCAACUACAACACUUAUAUCAAGAGCCACGAGGCCAACAUGUCGCCCAGCGACUUCUACCCGUCGCUGUCGGACGCUCCCAAAGUGGACAGGACUCAGUUUAUAUACAACUUGGAGGACCACGAGUUUUGCGAAAACAUGGAGUCGGUUUUAUAGGACGAGGCGCUCCGCCCUGGUCGAGGGUACGUUUGGGCUGGUGUGGGAAGCUAAACUAGCCAAAGUGUCGUUAUUUGCUGAAAACUUGCCAUCAAGGAUUCAGAUCGAUAUGUUUUUUUCUUUAAAAAACAAGUUUGGCACCAUCUUGUGGCAACUCUCGGCAACUCUUUUUUUGUUUCGGAGUUUAGUCGAAACGAAUGUAGCUUGUUUGCAACGCUAGUCGCUAGGCGGACAAAGACGUCAAAUGGCGAAGUUGGUCACAACGUUCUGCAUUCACUGACACUCAGUUAAGAGGGCGAUGUCGUAAUCGGUGUGUUCAAGGAGGAGCGGGGCCACCAAAGAACGAAGAUGGCAAUUUAUUAUUCAUAUUGUUAUAUUUCAAACAUAACAAUAAAGUUUAGACUUUUUUUCAAUCCUUGUUUGCUCUUAUUUUGAAAAGAUUACUAUUUUGCAAGAUUAUAUUCGAAGUAAUACAACACAUUUAACAGGCAACUCAUUUAAAGCCAUUGACAUUUGAACUAGGAUGGCUAACAAUCAUGUUUCACUGCUAUUGACGGCGGUAGAUGUCCAAUCCAAUUUGACUGGGAGGGCUAGCCGAUCGCUACCCGGCUUUCCAUCCAAAUUAUAAAGGACGUCUAUUGCCGUCAGUUACAUAUUACAUACAGCUUACAUAGAGUACAGUACAGUCAGAAAACUUGAAUUUAUGUAACAUUCACAAAUUUUGAUCUUGCAUAACACACUGUGGUACUUUUUCAAACUAUCAAUCUCUGUUUUUUCAUGAAACAUCCCAACUUUUUCCUCAAACUAAGACUUUUUUUUAACCCCCGUACUGUUACGAAUUUUGUACACUUUGUACAUCUUGCGCUUUUUUACAGUGGCCCUCAUCCUCCUUGGCACUACAGGACUUUUUCCACUGUUAGUUGUCUCUACAUUUUCAAAGAGGGUAAAGGUUACGUCAAUUGUUACUGUGUUUCAAGGUUGCCAAGUGUUUACAAGUCAUUUUGUGUGGACACGCUCUUGACCUCUGACCUUUGAACCAAAUGAAGACUUAUUAGCAGUUCACAUGCUGGAUCCUACGAUAGAGUAUUAGGGCUAAACAAAGAAUAAAGUCGUAAUAUGACGAUAAUAGUCAUAUCUUGUAAUAGUAGAAGAAAGUGUUACGGGAUUAAAGUCGGAAUAGUACGUAACUACCAAAAAAAGUCGUAAUGUUAUGUAACUUUAUGUAAUUUACGAGAUUGAAGUCAUAGUAUGUCUAGAAAGUCAUACGUUGUCAUAAGAGAAAAAUAUGUUACAAGAUUUAAAUCGUAAUACUAUGUAACUUGGACAGAAUGUUAAGAGAAAAAAGUAAUGUUACAUGAAUUUACGUAAUAUUACAAGAAUAAGGUCCCACUAUUACGAGAAAAUAUUCAUAAUAUUACGAGAUUAAAUUCGUAUUACAUAUCUUUAUAUAAUAUGUAUGGCAGUAGUGUGGCUAAUUUAGCAAAAUUAGCUGCUAAUUUAUGUAGCACUGAACUGCCGUCAGUAAAAUGAACAUAUAAUACUAUGCCAAAGUGUUAUUACACGUCCUUGUAUUAAUUAUAAUUUGAUGUACAUGAGCCAAAAGAUAAAGGAUUUCUUUAUUUGUGAAAAUACAGCGAGAUAUCGUUGAUUUUAACAGACUGCUCGGCGCUACGUAGGGUACUUAGCAGCUAACUUAGCUAAAUUAGCCACACUGCAUCCAAACAGUUUAUGUAAAAUAUGUAUUAUAAUUGUAAUAUUUCAACUAUAAACUCGUAAAAUUAGGUCAAGAGAAAAAGUCCUAAGUUAACAUAAUACAACAAAGUUACGUAACAGUACUACUUUUUUCUCGUAAUAUUUACUUUAAACUAGUAAAAUUACAUAAAGUUAUGAGUAAAAAGUCGUAUGUUUAAAUACCGCAUAAAGUUCCGUAUCAUUACUACUAUUUCCUCGAAAUAUUACGUUUAAGUAACAUUACGAUUUUUUUAUUGCAGUAUUACAUCAAGUUAAGUAGCAUUAUGCCUUUAAUCUCAUUAAAAAAAAAUUCUUGAAAUAUUUCAACUUUAAUCUCAUUAUAUUACGUAUAGUAAUGUAACAUUACGACUUUUUUCUCAUAAUACCACGUAAAGUUACAUAACAUUUUUUCUUUUAAUAUUAUGUUUAUGUAAUAUUACGAUUUUUUUAUUUAAAGAAAGAAAUUUAUGACUAAUUUCGUAAGAUUCUUGACAUUUUUCUUGAAAUAUUCCGACUUCAAACUCGUAAUAUUACGUAAAGUUAUGUAACAUUAUUUUUUUUCUCAAAAUACCACAUAAAGUUACGUAACAUUUUUUUCUCGUAAUACGUUUAAAUUACGUAACAUUAUGAUUUUUUAAUUGCAAUAUUACAUCAAAUUACAUAGAAUUAUGACUUUAAUCUCGUAAGAUUAUGACUUGUAAUAUUUCGACUUUAAACUCGUAACAUUACAUAAAGUUAUGUGACAUUACGACAUUUUUCUGAAAAUAACACGUAAAGUUACGUAACAUUACUACUUUCUCCUCAUAAUAUUACAUUAAAAUUAUGUAACAUUACGAUUUUUUAAUUGCAAUAGUACAUCAAGUUACGUAGCAUUACGACAUUAAACUCAUAAUAUGUAGUUAUGUGACAUUCCGAUUUUUUCUCAAAAUACCACGUAAAGUCACGUAACAUUAUUUUUUUCUUGUAAUAUUAUGUUUAAAUUAUGGAACAAUGCGAUUUUUUAUUUGCAAUAUUACAUCAAAUUACGUAGCAUGAUGACUUUAAUUUCAUAAGAUUAUGACUUUUUCCUUGAAAUGUUUCGACUUUAAACUCGUAAUAUUACUUAAAGUUAUGUGACAUUACGACAUUUUUCUGAAAAUAACAUGUAUUUACAUAACAUUACUACUUUCUUCUCGUACUAUUACAUUUAAAUUACGUAACAUUACGAUUUUUGAAUUGCAAUAUUACAUCGUUACGUAGCAUUACGACUUUAAUAUUAUGUAGUUAUGUAACAUUCCGAUUUUUUUCUCAAAAUACCACGUAAAGUUACCUAAUAUUUUUUUCGUAAAAUGAUUUAACAUUACAAUUUUUACUGCAAUAUGACAUCAAGUUGCGUAGCAUUAUGACUUUAAUUUCGUAAAAUGGACUUUUUCUUGGAAUAUUUUGACUUUAAACUUGUAAUAUUAAGUAAAGUUAUGUAACAUUACGACAUUUUUCUGAAAAUACCACGUGAAGUUACGUAACAUUACUACUUUUUUCUUGUAAUAUUUUUUAAAUUACGUAACUAAGAUUUUUUUUUAAUACAAUAUUAAAUCCUUACGUAGCAUUAUGACUUUAAUCUCGUGAGAUUAUUACUUUUUUUCUCGCAACAUUAGGACUUCUCGUAAUUUGUGACUUGUUUCAAGUAAUAUUCGAACUUUAUUCUUCAUUUUUGUUCUUUGGCCUUAAUACUCUGUCAUACCUGUUUGUAGCAGAUGCUAAUGCACGUCUUUUGUCACUAGCGUGUCUUUUUCUGUCACACGAGUUUAUUCUGCCUAAUAAUUUGUCUUAAUAAGGGAGUAUAUUGUCCAUGUGAGAUGUUCGUCGAACUCCGGCACGUAGCCGAAGAGUGCUUUGAGAUGAAAAGGCGUAUUUUUUGUUUAUUUUGAAAUAAAGAGAUAAGGAGUAAUAUAUUUAUCUUGAAAAAAGCCCUGUUAUAUGUCAACAUUGAGAGUGCUUGCACAGAAAAUGGUUUGCAGUGAGAGUAGGAAAUGUCCCAGAUUAGUUCUCUACUAGCCGAUAGCCACAGGAGGACCCUGUAUGAGUGAACGUGCGCGC